UCAACGCUGGACAUUCGAAACGGGUUCUGGCAUGUUGAAUUGACGGACGAAAGUAGUAAGGUGACGGCGUUUUGGACGCCAUUUGGGCGGUAUGUGUGGAAACGAUUGCCAUUUGGAUUGUCCUGUUCGCCAGAGAUUUUCCAGGCCAAGCUGCAACAAGCGUUGCACGGCUUGAAGGGAAUUGAAGUGUUAGUGGACGAUAUUUUGUGUGUUGGACGUGGACCAACGAACAAAGAAGCCGUUGCAGAUCACAACAGGAACCUGGAAGCGCUACUACAGCGUUGCCAAAAUAAGGGAAUUAAGCUGAACCGAUCGAAGAGCAAGCUGAAUCAAACGGAAGUGAGCUUUUUCGGUCAUGUGCUAUCGAAAGAAGGACUCAAACCGGAUCCAAACAAAACAGCAGCGAUUCGGAAUAUGCCGGAACCAAGAGAUGCAGCUGAACUUCUACGAUUUCUUGGCCUAGCAACAUACAUCAAAUUCAUACCGAAGCUAUCGGAAAUGAGCCGACCGCUUAGAGAAGUACUGAUUGCAGAGGAGUGGCAGUGGGGAAAGCAGCAAGCCAAAGCUUUUGGCGCAAUCAAGAAGACAAUAGGCGCUAUCUAUCCGCUAAGCCGCUAUCCGAUGUUCCGAAGCGAAUACAGCGAAUGAUUUUGAGUCUGCAGCGGUACGAUUUACAAGUCCAAUACGUCAAGGGGAAGGAUUUGAUUCUGGCCGACACACCGUCUCGAAACAUCGACAUCAAAAAUACUGCGAGAAGUGAGGAAGGUGAUCCGCUUUGGAAAACUAUCGAAGAGGUGAAUGCAUUGGAUAGCGUCGACAUCCAGCUAGAGCGGAUAAAACAAUCUACUCAGAAGGAUGAAACGUGCCAGAUUCUGAAGCAAUACAUCGUCCAUGGCUGGCCGAACGAUAAAGCAUCGGUAAAUGAGUGCGUGAAACCCUUCUUUGCGUUUCGAUCAGAAUUGGUGAUCCAGGAAGGCGUAAUCCUGAGGGGAAACCGCAUAGUGGUGCCUAACAAUAGUCGUCUCGAAGUUCUGAAGCUCUUGCACUAUAGUCAUCAAGGAGAGCAAGCGACGCUCCGCAAGGCAAGAGAUAUCGGCCUAAUAUCAAUGAUCACGUGCAAAAUAUGAUCAAAAACUGCCGCGUCUGCAACCAGUACAAGGACUGUCAGCGGUGUGAACCUAUGCAGAGCACGGAAGUUCCGGAACACCCGUUCCAAAUAGUAUCGAUGGACUUAGGAGAACUGACACACGAAGCGAGGAAGAAGAUUUUGCUAGUGUCGGUAGAUCAUUUCUCCAACUACUUCGAGGUGGACUUCCUGUGCAGUCAGAGAACAACGGAGCUGAUUGAUCAUUGCAAGAAAAACUUUAGUCGGAUGGGUAUUCCACGUAAAAUUAUCACCAAGUCAGCGCAACAGUUCCUAAGCCAAGAGUGGAAGCAAUUCAUGACAGACUACGGCAUUUCUCAUGUGACAAGUGCACCGUACCACCACGAGUCCAACGGAAAAGCCGAGUCUGCGAUCAAGAUUGCGAAGAACAUCAUCAAAAAUGCUCUGCAAGACAAGAAGGACAUUUGGCUGGCUAUAUUAGAUUGGAGAAACACACCACAGCUGGAUGGUUACACGCCGUCGCAAAAAGCGAUGGGAAGAAGGACGAGAGGCAUCCUUCCUGUUGCGAGUGACCAACUGCAAAUUCGAGCUGUGGAUACUAAAAGAGUUCGAAACAACAUCGAGCUACGGAAAGUGAAAUCAAAAUUUUACCAUGACCGAAAAUCUCAGGAGUUGCCGAAGCUGAUGAUGGGUCAAGCGGUAUUUGUUCAACUGAAGCCGGAGAAAACACCCGAGUGGACCCGAGGAAAGAUUAUGGAAUUGUUGAGCGACAGGGACUAUCAGGUGUUGGCGAACGGUGGAAGCUACCGCCGAAACAGAAAGUUCAUAAGGGAUGCGUACUCUACCGUGCAGCAACAAGAACCAACACAUCAAGAAUCCAGUGGGCGGAGCAUUGCUUCGCCAAGUGCUUUCUACAGCAUGGCGGAAGACAGUUGGAAUCCGAUCUCAAGCACUCCGAAACCAGUAGAUCGAAUAUCAAAGGAAUCAGAGGAACUAUCGACCCAAUCGCUAGCACAGCAGCACACAACGAUGAGACCAGCUACACCGAUUCCGUUAGGCGAAACAGAUAGACCAAGGCGAACGUCUACAACGGGAACAUUUGUGAACGAUCAGAAAUUCUGCAAAGAACAUCCGGGCUCGAGAGUUCUGUGUGAAGGUGACUUGAUUGGAAUAGGCACACCAUGCUUCCAGGAUGAAUCGUUCUACCGCGAAAACAGCCAUGUGCUGCUCUUCCAGGUCUGCAAGGAUCGUAAUCGGAUCGUUCGAGAGGGCGAGGUAGAGGUGAUAUUGUGCAGUGACGAUGAACCGGAAGAUAUCAAAGUGUUCGAUUUGGAAAUCCCCCCUGAACAGAACCAGACUCCAGCACCAGUUUCAGCCCCAGAAAUGGUUGCGGAGUGUAGGGAUGAGCGACUGUUCCGUAUCGUGGAUCGAAUCGAUUUAUCAUCAGAUGAUGAUGAAGGUCUACAUGUGUUGGAAUCGUGUGAUAGGCGGAUACGCAUUGAAGAAAGUGUUGCAAAAUCAACAGAAAUAGCUAUCAAUGAGUUGGAACAACAAAAACAUAUAAAGGAAGAACAGGCUAAUAAAGAAAACCGACACUACGAGAAGAGUGGCAUCGACGAGCUCUUAAAUAAGCAAAUUCAGAAAGCUAGCAAACCAAAGGAGGACGAUAAGAUACAAACGGAAAAAACAUCUAAAACAAAGGAUAAUGGACGAAAACGAUCCUACGAAGCAGAAUCAAGUUCCAGUCGGAGACAUGUAAAUAACGGCAAAGAUAGGGAAAAACGUAAAUGUAGUGAAUCCAGUUCAAAUUUGAACAAUCAUGCAUCUGAUAAAGAUGAAAAUCACGAACGUCGAGAUGUUCAAAAUGUUGAGAGUGAACAAAAAAACAAUGGAGCAGAUGUUAAAGCAAAGCAUAAAAAAGCUGAGACUGUGACAGAUCAAAUAGAUGAACUAUUUCAAGAUUCGUAUUCGUGUCAAAGCCCGGAGGGUUCUGAGGCUCAGAGUAAUAUACCAUUAAUAUCACUAGACGACAGCGAUGAGGCUGAAGAUGAAGUUGAUUUCAGCGAGCACGGUCUUACUCAGUCCUACUAUCGGCGCGUCAAAAAGGAAGCCCUCGAGGUUGAAUCACAAGAAGAGGAAGCAGAACAGGAACCUCUCAUUGUCCCGCAAAUUAAAGUUGAAAACGUUUCACCAAAAGCAACACCAAUUAUUUCAGAUGAUGCUCCAAUCUAUAUUACAGACGAUGAUGAGGACGAAAAUUAUUUGGAAGACUCUAAAAGAUGGUUUCAACGCUUGUCGCAAAAAAGUUCUCCUCUCAGAAACAAACAAAGUUCUGGUGAUGAAGUGUCUCCGAUUAUAAGGGUUUUACCAAGUGAAAAACCUAUCGAGCUUGACGAAUAUGGCUCCAGAGAUCUGGAUAUUCCGGACGAAAUUUUGGAUAUAUUAAAAGAACCAGAACCGAAAGUAUCCAAACCUGAAGUGUGUAUGCCCGGUAUUGAAAAACUUUCCUCGGAAGAUACGAAUGAAGAAAAGAAUACUGGAAUCGAGGAUGCAGAUAACUUUCUGGACAACUUCUUACAGGAACUUGACAAAACGGACAAAGAUAGUUCGAUUGUCGUGCCAAAUUCACACACUUCGCCUGCCAAAACACCUUCAGAGGUACCUCGUACGCCAAUUAAGGAAAAGAACUCCAAUAGUGCAAGCAAUGCGUGGAUUAGCAAAAAAGUUCCAUUUAUUGAACCGCAUCACAUAGUGAAGCGAAGAAUGAGCGUCAGCGCAGCAUCGCUGAAUAAAAAACCGCCAAAGAUUCCAAAACACUCCUUAGCUAAAAAACCAGAAGUCACAAAAGAAGCUCGUAAGCAAAAACUGAAAGAAAUAUCCACGAAGAAAAGUCUAGGAAAUGAGGGUGAUUCCAAAAAUUCCAAAACUCUAACCAAACCUAAAGUAAAAUUUACGCCAUGUAAUCGAGGAGCUUUUCUCACAGAGCAAAUACCAGGCCCAAGUAAAUCAUUAAAUCGUACCGAUGAUGCUGGCAGAGAAGACGUCGAUGAUUUUAUCUGUACUCAAUCGACUACACUUAAAAACGUUCCUCCGAUAGAUGAUUUAAUCGACAUUCACAUUACAAAAGCACCGAAGCUCACUUUUAACAGUGUCGCAAAGGUCAGCCGGGUUGCUCAAAAUGCACCUGCGUAUAAAAUACCAAAGCGUCAACCGGGAAUCGUGCAGAAACCAGCCUGUGAAUCGAUUUCAUCCAUCCUGGAAAACAUCCCGACUCCCGCAGCAUCUAAUUCUGUUUCACAGCCAAAACCAAAUAUUCUAAACUUUAAACAACCAGUGAAAUAUAAGCCGACUUCCAGCAACAACCCCCCUACCACACCAAUAUCGCGAUCUUCUCCACAUAUGAGGUCGAUUCUCAAAUCGCCUGGAGCCACGAUCAGCAAAUCUUCCUCAUCAAAAAAAGUGAAGUGGAGCGCAAAUCUAGUCGAAACGCGGACCUUUGAAAUAGAAGACGGCAAUUACAUGACAGUACCAACCAAGCUGUACAAGGACAAUACCGAUUUCUUCCGGGAUAUGUCGCAGGAAAGUUGCCAGAACGAAAUAAUUCAGGACAUCACCAGCUGGAAUGCGGAAUGGUUCGACAAUCCGUCGGAGGCGGCCAUCUGUGGGAAUCAAGCGCUACUGCCGAUGGUGGAAGAGUAUGCUGACUUUGAGGACUACAAGCGGAUCGUGUUGCCAAUACUGAAGACUGAGCUGUUUUACGACAUACUGGGCCAAUAUGUGGAGGUGAAGAAGCGCGCUCAAGAACCCAUCCAGAUGAAAGUCAACCAAACACGGGCGCAGGGGCGUACGUUCGUGAUGACCUGCAGCGUGGAGAGCAACAAGAAGCAAUCCAUCAACAACAAAGACUACGUAUUGAUAAUGUGCAGGGACCGAGACAGCGGUAAUACAAUACGUUUUCCAGCUGUCGUUACUGCGCGCCGUCAGCAGGUUCAGUAUUCAGGAGAAAAUGGUCUAAAAUUCUUCCACUGUACCAUCGAAACCGCUAAAAGCCCUAUUACACAGCGGAUAAAAGAUGGCCACGGCGAAGGUUAUCGGAUUCUUUCGCUCACGCAAAUUAAUCUCCACAUGAGACAGUUCCACGUGCUGUUCAAUCUGAAAAGUUCUCCUCUUUUGGAAAAUAUACUCUCCCCAAAGAGCAACUUUUACGCCUGCAAUAAUGAUAUAGACCGGCGCGCAUACAAGGGAAAGGUAAGUAACGGCUGGCAGCGGCGGUUUCCUCGCGAAUAUCAAUUAAUCCAAGAUCAUAUCCGAAAGGAGGCACUCAACGUCCAGCAAGGGGACAUUCUACUCAGCGUAUUCGGACAGUGCCUAGACAUGCGUCGGCCGCAUAUCAUGCUGAUCCAAGGACCACCCGGUACCGGGAAAUCGAGGCUGAUCAGCAAUUUGGUGCUGCAACUGCGGAGAGGCAUGCCGGAUCGUCAACCUAAAAUUCUAGUCUGUGCGCAAUCAAACACCGCCGUCGACGUAAUUGUGCUAAAACUGAUGAAGCUGUUCAGGUUGUUAAAUAAGGACGAACGGUGUAACUUGCUCCGUACUGGUUCAUCCAGUAAGGUUAAUCAUGAGUGUAGGAUAGUAUUUCUUGAUGACCUUGCUAGGAAGCACGUCGAUGAGCAGAUUAGAUGUCGCAGGCUUCGGGAUGAUGACCCUAUCUAUGAAGCAUAUUACUUAGAGGUCGAAAACCUUCAGAAAAAGAUAAACCACCUCAAGAACGCAACCAAUAGUAAAGGUAUUUUGCUGAAGGCAACGCAGUUAACAGAUGAGCUAAAUGAACUUGUGGAACGACGGGAUCAUAUCCGACAAAUGCUGCCGGAAAAACUCAAUGACAUGGACCUGCAUGACAAAGAUCGUCGGGGUAUGGAAAUGCAUGCCAAGAAACAGUUCGUAGCAAAAGCGGACGUAAUUUGCACAACCCUUGGUAGUUGUGGUAGUCUAAUGGAUUACACACAAUCGUUGAGGUUCGACGUGUGUAUCAUCGAUGAAGCAACGCAGUGCACAGAAAUAGCAUCCUUCACGCCGCUCCAGUUCGACGUAAGAAAACUCAUAUUGGUGGGAGAUGUAAAACAAUUACCACCCCUAGUUUUCGGAAAGGAAUGUGCAGAAGCCGGAUUAAAAAAUUCUUUGUUUUCAAGAAUCGCAGGUUCAUUCGUUGGUACGAACCUGGAGGGUGUCAAAAUGCUUACGACGCAGUAUCGUAUGCACCCAGAAAUUCUAAAGUGGCCAAAUGAGUAUUUCUACGAAGGAAAACUAACAAGUAAUCAGAAAGCGACCGAGUGUGACGCGUUUCCCUUUAAACCUUAUACAGUAUUCAGCUUGGAGUGUCAGCAAAAUCUAACACAGAUGGAGCAUGAAAUCUACAACAACGAAGAGAUUCAGUUUGUACAGAAACUGUUGUGCGAAAUCAUACAGUUCUGCGAAAGGCAUACGACAAUCGCCGUCAUCACGCCAUACAGCCGGCAUAAACGGGAGUGCGAGAAGUUUCUUUUCGCGAGAAAGAUCACACAGGUGUCGGUAUUGUCAAUCGACUCGGUACAAGGACAGGAAUACGACGUUGUAGUUAUUUCGUUAGCGAGAACGAUCGGCACAGGGUUCCUCGACAAUCCUCAACGGCUGAAUGUAGCUUUGACGCGUGCUAGGAAAUGCCUGAUCAUGUGCGGAAAUUUUGCUGACUUAAGGGAAGCAAACGUGUGGUCUGAAUUAUUGAGAGAUGCCGAGCAGCGGAAGGUGCUGUAUCACAUCGAGGAAGACGACGAAUAUGACGACGUGGAUACCUUUGUAGAGAAAGUGAUGCGACACCUACGAAAAAGUCCAAGUAAUGAUACCGUAACAUAAAACUUUUUGCAAUUACGUUAGAGAUUCUUUUUAACCCGCCUUAAAUAGUUAUACUCUCUAUGCAAAAUUUAUGAAGUUUUGCUUGGAACAUGUCUCCUAAGGAGAGUAAAAUGAUAAUAUGAGCAUUAUGUAGAAAAUGGUUAUGAACAGUCAGUACUUUAACAGUAGAAGACUGAUUAAUUUAGGUCUGUUACUUUUGCUAAUUGUGUUAAUAUAACUGGUUUUUAUUAAGUUCAAAUAUGUAAAUAUAAAGUUUUAUAUUUCGAAAACUACUUAAAUUUUUGCAAGACAAUAUAUACAAACGGGUCGUUUGCUACAAACUUGUUGA
Messenger RNA from Armigeres subalbatus, 7322 nucleotides. RefSeq lists its product as uncharacterized. Gene Ontology annotation, cellular component: nuclear RNA-directed RNA polymerase complex. Gene Ontology annotation, molecular function: nucleic acid binding; helicase activity; protein binding. Lineage: Eukaryota; Metazoa; Arthropoda; Insecta; Diptera; Culicidae. The record is from RefSeq and is a predicted model, not a curated record. Bases 1124 to 6994 code for a protein of 1956 amino acids. Gene Ontology annotation, biological process: DNA integration; regulatory ncRNA-mediated heterochromatin formation. The transcript is spliced from 6 exons.